This is a messenger RNA of Pseudovirgaria hyperparasitica, 2354 nucleotides long. Its product is annotated as alpha-1,2-mannosidase, putative subfamily. The record is from RefSeq and is a predicted model, not a curated record. Gene Ontology annotation, molecular function: carbohydrate binding; peptide-N4-(N-acetyl-beta-glucosaminyl)asparagine amidase activity. The coding region runs from base 91 to 2199 and encodes 702 amino acids. NCBI's taxonomy places the organism in Eukaryota, Fungi, Ascomycota, Dothideomycetes, Acrospermales, Acrospermaceae. Gene Ontology annotation, cellular component: nucleus; cytosol. The transcript has 2 exons. Gene Ontology annotation, biological process: carbohydrate metabolic process; protein quality control for misfolded or incompletely synthesized proteins; glycoprotein catabolic process.
GUUCUCACAUAUGCACGAUGAUGGCACUGGCGGUGUGAGUAGCUCAGGCUCUGAAUCGAGAUACGACUGAUAGACACAUAGGGUGCAUCCAUGGGAUUUUUCCCGCUGUUCGCUCAUGCUGGGUGCCCUUCUGAUGACAUUGAGCAAUGCAAAUUCACAAAGUCUGGUAGAGCUGCAGCACCACUCAAUGAGACCAUAGAAGCCCGUGUCGGCUAUUUCGCCAUCACGCUCAAUAACAGCGUUCGUGCGGAGAUGACUGUUGCGGAGCAUGCCGCUUUGUAUCGAUUCAACUUUCCUCAGGCGUUGACCAAUGUGAAAUCAAGUCCUCUUAUCCUCGCCGACCUUACAGAUCUAUCGGAGUCCAGGAGUAAUGCAUCUAUCCAUGUCGAUAAUGUUACCGGGAGGAUCAUUGGAAGUGGCAACUUUGGUCCUUCUUUCGGUAUAGGCACGUACAACGCUUUCUUUUGCACAGACUUCUCAGGAGCUAGCAUCCGUGACACGGGAAUUUUUGUAAAUAUACGGCCUGGUCCAGGAAUCGAUCACGUCGACGUCUUUCCAGAUGGUGUCAAUCCUAGUGGGAUACCAGCAGGUGCCUGGUCUCGUUUCGAAGCGCCAGCUAACGGACAGAUCCUUGCUCGUGUUGGAGUUAGCUUCAUUAGUGUAGAGCAAGCAUGCAGUAAUGCGGAGAAGGAGUUACCAGACUUUGAUUUCGAUGGGACUGUGGAGUCAGUCGAGAAGUCGUGGGACCUGAAGCUCUCUUCUGUGGAGGUGGAUGCCAGUGCUGUAGAUGAAGAGCUACAAACUGUCUUCUGGUCUGGACUCUACAGGACUCUGAUCAGCCCUCAAGACUAUACUGGAGAAAAUCCAUAUUGGGACAGUGGUCUCAAGUACUACGACUCAUUUUACUGUAUAUGGGAUAGCUUCCGGAGCAUUCAUCCACUGAUAACGCUAGUCGAUCCAGUGGCGCAGACUGAGAUGGUUGCAAGCUUGAUUGACAUCUAUAAUCAUGUUGGGAAGCUGCCAGAUUGUCGCAUGACGUUCGACAAAGGUUUCACACAGGGUGGUUCCAAUGCUGAUAUCGUUCUUGCUGAUGCCUGGCUCAAGAAUCUUACCGGCGAUAUCGACUGGGAGAAGGCAUAUGAGGCUGUUAUCUCCGAUGCUGAAGAGGAGCCUCCAAUAUGGAGUGUCGAAGGCCGGGGCAGUCUGCACAGUUGGCACGAAUAUGGAUUUAUUCCAACAGACGAUUUCGACUACGUGGGUGUUGGAGCUCACACUAGGAGUAUUUCAAGAACAGUAGAGUAUGCGUAUGACGACUUCUGUAUCGCCGAGAUGGCGCGGGGUAUGGGCAAGUCAGACGAUAUCGGCAAGUACUUCGCACGUUCUCAUGGGUGGAAGAAUAUGUUCAAGGCGGAUCAGACUUCUGCAAUUAAUGGUACCGACACGGGCUUCGUUGGCUUUCUCCAGCCUCGGUUCAUGAACAUGACCUGGGGUUUUGAAGAUCCAAUCUUCUGUUCCGAGCUCCUGAACUUCACCAGCUGUUACCUCAAUCCUAACGGAGGCGAGACGUACGAAUCUCCGUCAUGGCUUUACACGUGGUUCGUUCCUGGAGAUAUGGCGACACUCAUAGACACUCUUGGCGGACCUGAUGUGUUUGUGAACCGACUGGACUACUUCCACGAAUACCCCAUCAUAUAUAUGGGGAAUGAGCCUUCUUUUCUUACUGUUUUCUUGUAUCACUUUGCAGGUCGACCAGCGCUCUCAGCAAAACGUGCUCAUUCAUAUAUACCGUCGCAAUUCAAUACUUCUCUCAACGGCAUCCCAGGAAACGACGAUUCUGGUGCCAUGGGCUCGUUCUCAACUUUGGCCAUGAUGGGCACGUUCCCGAAUCCUGGACAGAACGUUUACUUUAUCACGCCGCCAUUCUUUGCGGAAGUGAAGCUUAAGAACGGUGUCACCGGAAAGACUGCGACAAUCCGUAACAUCAACUUCGACCCAACAUACAAUGCCAUUUAUAUCCAGAGUGCGACCAUGGAUGGAGAGCCGUACACGAAGAACUGGAUGGACCAUGGUUUUUUCACGGAAGGAAAGACGCUAGAGCUUACCCUGGGAGCAACGGAGAGUGACUGGGGCACCCGCUACGAUGACCUCCCACCAAGUUUGAGUACAGGAGGGCCACCGAAAGGAUUGAGAGAUAUGUGAUAGGCGCUUCUGUACAGGGGAUUCUUAAGCCAACAGUCAGUAGCCUUCUCGAACGACACGUUAGUUGGAUGUUAAAGAAUAAGGAAGGUUGCCCAACACGCCAAAUAUGACACAGAUGACAAAGUCACCAAUAUGCACGACAAUGACGCGGCAUC